AUGGCACCAACAAUCGUGCUUAUCACUGGGGCCAAUCGCGGCAUCGGCAAAGGUCUCCUCGAGAAAUAUCUGGCUAGGCCUAAUCACACCGUCAUCGGCACGGUUCGUGAUCCCGAUCACGAGUCAUCUAAGGCCCUGGCUAGUCUGCCCAAAGCCAAGGGGUCUUCCCUGGUACUUGUCAAAUUUGACAUCACAGUCAAGGCUGACGGUCUAGAUGCCGUGAAACAACUGGAAGCGCAGGGCAUUGAUCACCUUGACAUUGUCAUUGCCAAUGCCGGUGUCUGUUUUGCAUGGCCUAAGGUGUCCGAGAUCAAAGUCGAAGAUAUCGAAGGCCACUACGUGCCGAACGUCCACGGUCUUAUCUUUACGUACCAAGCAACGCUGCCUCUGCUGAAGAAAUCCAAGAACGGCAAGUGGAUUACAAUUGGCUCGUCUUAUGGCACAUCCAAAGUCGUUGCACAUUGGUUGACCAAGGCUAUCCACCGAGAAGAGCCGGAGCUAGUUGCGUUUCCCAUCGACCCGGGGUAA
Messenger RNA from Colletotrichum chrysophilum, 528 nucleotides. RefSeq lists its product as uncharacterized. The record is from RefSeq and is a predicted model, not a curated record. Bases 1 to 528 code for a protein of 175 amino acids. The transcript is spliced from 2 exons. Lineage: Eukaryota; Fungi; Ascomycota; Sordariomycetes; Glomerellales; Glomerellaceae.